Messenger RNA from Gasterosteus aculeatus aculeatus (three-spined stickleback), 1405 nucleotides. The record is from RefSeq and is a predicted model, not a curated record. NCBI's taxonomy places the organism in Eukaryota, Metazoa, Chordata, Actinopteri, Perciformes, Gasterosteidae.
CGUGACCUCCGCUCCGCUUUUUACAGCCGCUCUCAGCGCGUCUUUGUCACUUUGUCCGGUGAACACAGAGACAUGGCUCCAUCCUUCAUCAGCGUCUCCCUCCUCUUCAUCGGCCUCCACGCAGCAGAUGGAUUCAUGGAGUUUAGGACGGAUGAAUGUGUCUUUAACUCCACGGAGCUGAAGGACAUCGAGUUCAUCAGGUCUUCUUACUACAACAAGAAAGAAGACACGAGGUUCAGCAGCUCAGUGGGGAAGUUUGUCGGCUUCACUGAACAAGGAGUGAAGUACGCUGCUAACUGGAACAAAGACGCUUCAUAUCUGAGUGCUAUGAGAGCUCAGAAGGAGGUUUACUGUCUGAACAACGUCCAGAUCAAAUAUGACAAUGCUCUGACUAAGUCAGCUGAGCCCUACGUCAGGCUGCACUCUGAGACGCCCCCUGGUGGUGGACCUUUGUCCAUGUUGGUCUGCAGCGUCUAUGACUUCUACCCCAAGAAGAUCAUCGUGAGGUGGACCAGAGACGGACGGCCAGAGACCACCGGGGUCACUUCUACCGACGAGCUGGCAGACGGGGAUUGGUACUACCAGACCCACUCCCACCUGGAGUACACGCCCAGGUCUGGAGAGAAGAUCUCGUGUGUGGUGGAGCACAUCAGUCUGAGUAAACCUCUGGUUACCGACUGGAACCCGUCCAUGCCCGAGUCUGAGAGGAACAAGAUCGCCAUCGGAGCCUCAGGACUGAUCCUGGGUCUGACUUUGUCUCUGGCUGGAUUCAUCUACUACAAGAGGAAAGCCAGAGGACGGAUCCUGGUUCCCAGUCACUGAACCGGUCCUGGUCUUGGUUCUGGUUCCUGCUGCUCGUCAGAUGGAAGGAAAAGCCGGACUGGAUCAGAUGUGGAUGGGUGCUGGAUCAGGUUCUGGUGCAUCACAGCUGGAUGUGGACUCUGCUUCUUCUACGUGUGACUCACAGCUUUUCUGUGUGAAAUCAACAUAAACGACUCGAUUAGUUGAAAUGAGACGUGAUCAGUUAUCUGAAUGAUUUGGGGCUCGUUGGUUCUGUGAUUCUUACAUUUAUAUUUUCUUACUGCAGUGAAACGUGUUACAAACACAAUAAACAUCAGACAACUGGGUUUCUGUCAGAGUAUUUUUACUGUUUAGUAGAAGUACUUCUACUGGAACAGCUGUUCUUAAAUACUAUUAGAAUUAGUACACAUCUACUUGUGUUAAAUAAGUAUUUUUUCUAUUUAGUAGAAGUACUUAUACAUCAACAUAGAUGCACUUUGUUGUAGAAGAACAACCAGUUUACCAUAAACAUUUUCUGGGCCUUUUUUUUUAGCAAAGACCAAAUUACAUUUUAUGUAUAUGUCUGUUCUACAUAUUCAUUACUUCAUUAAAAGAUCCUCCCAUA